This is a messenger RNA of Blepharisma stoltei, 3046 nucleotides long. The record is from the annotation of a GenBank genome assembly. Lineage: Eukaryota; Ciliophora; Heterotrichea; Heterotrichida; Blepharismidae.
AUGAUGCAUAUUAAACAUAUCACUCCUGGCGUCCAAGCAGGACCGCUAGAAGUCACUGUUGAUUCCCGAAGUGGCCUUCACGAUAGCCUGAUGAGGAUAACAGUCAAAGAUUUCACAGGACGGGUAAACAUUAUUUUGGAGGGAAAUGAUCUGGUGAAAGCAUUUGAAAAGAUUAGCCCAGAUACCAAGCUCACCUUAUCAAACUUCCAUGUCAGCGAAAACUAUGAUAUGCUAACUCCCCACUCGGUGAGCGACCAAAAAAUUUUUUAUGCUUAUGGAGGGUAAAAAAUUUAAUAUAAAUUUUAUAGUAUCGAAAAAUUUAAAAAAAUCCAAAUUCGCAAAAAUUGGAAAGCAAAUAUUUAUUUAAUUUGUCAAAUUUAUAUAUUUUAAAUGCAAUUGGGUUAAAAUUAAACAGAAUUAGCUAUACUAGUUAUCACUUAUAAAUCAAAUUUAUUAUGUGUUAAAAAAUAUUUUUUGUUAGCUUAAGAGGCAAAAAUAGGGAUUUUUUCCAAUGGUUUUGUUCACUCACACAGGGGAAGAGUGAGCAAUUAUUUCCCAGCUUUUAUCCAAGGCACAAAUGUUGCAAUUCACGGAUCCGAUUUGGCAUGGUUCAUUCACAUUUCUCACGACAAAAUGCCAUCAAUAAGGUUCACCCACAAGAGUAGCUCAUAUUCAAUAAAUCCUGACACUCAAAUUGAGUCAAUAGACCUAAGCCAAUUAUAUGCACAUAAAGAACAAACCAACUCGUCCCCUCAGAAAUUGCUUGGGCCAAAUAAUGAGAGAUUCUCUUCACUACAGUUUAUUAAAGACAGCUGCAAUCAAAAUACACCUAUAAUAGCUUCAUGCUAUGCCGUAGUGUUUGAUAGCACAUCGUCUUAUAUGCCUUCUAAUACAACUGACUAUAUGAUUAAGAUGAAAAUUACAGAUCAGUCGAUUUUCCCUGGAUAUGCCACCCUAACUGUUUUCCACAAAAAUCCUCAAAGCAUGGUAAAAGUAGCAGGCAUUGGAGAUAUCAUUAAGAUUGAACAAUUUUCUUUUAAAAUCCAUAAAGGAGGGCUGACUGCAACAGGAUCAUCAAGCUCGAAGAGUUCUAAAUUUUUCUUAUUUGCAUUACUCCCCCCCCAUCCUUGAUCGAACGACUCGCCAUCAUUCUAUCAAGGAUGGGGGUUAAAAAAAAUUUUCGGGAAAAAUAAUUUAUAUAUAUAAAAUAAAAAAUAUAUCUAUAUAUUUUUUUAUUUACUUUUAAAUAAGAGGGUUAAGAGUAUUUAAUAAUUAUUUUUACAGCAAAAAAUUGAAUUAAUUUCAUAAAAUAUUAAUUUUUAAUAAUAUUUUGGUUUAUUAGUUACCCUUUUAAACUGUAUAAAUUUUAAUUUGUUACUUACAGAAUUAAAUUUUUUUGUUUUUAAAAUUUUAAAGAAUCUCUAUUUUUUAGAUUAUUGAGUUUUCAAGACUAGGUUGAUGGCUAAAUCACUUCGGAUGGUUGAUUCCGCAGCUUUCUGUGUCUUAAAGCUCCGAAAAUAACUUCAUUAGGUACAUCUUCCCAAGCUUUUGAUAACUAAUAUAUUUUUAUAUAUAUAAAAAAUUUGCAUGAUAUGAAAAUCGUUCGAUCAAGGAUGGGGGUUAAUUUCCCCAAUUUUUAGGAAUUUUUACAGUCAAUCGUUCGAUCAAGGAUGGGGGGGAGUUAGAAGAAGACAAAUUGUCGCCUUACGCUAACUAUGGAGGAAUUAACAUUAAAAAUUGGCAUUGAUUACUUAUGGAGAAGUCUCUUGCAGACCUGUAUCCAUUAUCGCUUACUGCUUGCUCACGAAUCACAAACGGCCUUUCUCUAUCUUGUUCCUUCCAAAAAGGGCAUGUACUUAUUACUGUAUGCCAACAUCGGUUUCCUUCCAGAAAAUUCAAAAAAUCAAAAUCUUUAAUUGAAUUUGGGCUAAGAUGGAAGCUCAAAGUCGCCUAAUGAGUAUCUAGACAGUGCUAGGCUUUUCUUUCCUUUCCAACACUUCCCCAUGAAGAAAAAAAGCAAUCUUGAUUUGAGCUAUUAUAGGUCAGCUCAUUUCCUUUGUCAAAAGUUCCGAUAUUGUGAAACCUUCCAGCUACGGAAUUAGAAAGGGAUGAUUCUUUGCGUCAUUUUAAUGCAAAUGCUAGCAAUGGAGGACAAUUUCACCAAAUUUCCGAGCAUUAUCAUUUCCUCGAAAGUUUGAGAAAAUGGGUAACUCAGCAAUUUGCACAGAAGUUGCCUACAGAAUUGGAAGCAACUACUGCUUUGAGCAACAUAACCACAACAUCAGAGUCUGAUAUACUAGUAAGGAUUUAUGGAGUCUACAAAAUGGGUGUGGCAAAAUCUGACCCUUCAGCAAUUAUUUGUUAUGACACCAAUAAUGUGACCCAAAUCAUCGUGCCUGCAGAAAGAGAAAAACUAUUAAAAUGGCUUCAGCCAGGUCUAUGUGUAAGAGUAAGAAGCGUAGUUUUUGAGAACGGAAGAAUUUCUUUAACUUAUUAUUCAGAUAUCCACAUUGUUCCUGAGUGGAUGGGCUUAUGCCAAAUACCAAUGAUUUCUGAAAAAGAACGAGAAAUGCAAAGAAUAGCAGAAGCCUACAUACAGCCUGAAAAGAAAAAAGUGAGGACUAUUGUUAGCCAAAAUAUGAAAUCAGCUCCUAUUGUGUCUUUUUCUAGACUGAAAUACUUAAACUAUGGGAUAGACUUUAGGGUUGAAGGAUUCGUCGUAAAAAUUCUGCCCAAUCACCCAAGAGAGCUUGAAGGAAUGAUAUGUAGGGAGUGCGGCAAAAAGACCAGCCUUGAUUUUUGUGAUAAAUGCAAUAUUGAGACAGACAUAAAAUGCCAGCUAAACUUAUUUGUGUGGGAUGGAAGUGAAAAUGAAGACAAUAUUGUGAAGUUGAUUGUUUCUGAAGACAAUUGCUUUAAGUUCACCAACUUGUUGGAGUGGAAUAAAAUGAAAGAGCUGGUAUUAGAUCCUGAAUCAAUGAUGGAGUUUGGAGUAAGAGUUUCAGAUCUUGGCUUUGAAGUGGUUGAAACGUCAUUGCUCAUUUAA